CUCAGCCCCAAAUGGUCACGGCCUCCUUUUGCUUGCAUCGGCCGUCGACGAAUUGCACGUCGCACACUAAUAAUAGUUCCCAAGCACCGCAACCCAUCGUCACUCUGGCAUAUUGAUUGCGAUUGCGAAUGCGAUUGCUGAGCCAGAGGAAAACAAGCAACCGGCCGUUCGCCUCCCAUUCCAGAAGCUCGCCCAGAAGGCGUCAGAAGGUUAUGCUAUGCGGGUGCGGGCAUCCUCGCUACCUACUCUCCCACUACCAGCUGAGAUCCCAAAGCGGAAGUGCUCCAAUUUCCCCUUAACCCCCUCUGCACAGUGCACAGCCAGCUGGAAGCCCCUCUUUGACUGCUGCCGCUGUCAUUAUUUCUGCGAGUGCACGAGGGAUAUCGUGAGCAAUGCCCUUUGGAAUCCAUAAACACAGCAAUCGCUCAAGACAGGCGUUGAACGAUCCGGCGCUGAGCAGCGCGCCUUUAAACCCGCCAGUGGGACCUUCAGGCCACCUGCACCAGACCCCUCCAAGAUCGUUCGGCUCUCGCUCAGACGACCUGGAAAUCGAUCCUUUUCAGCAACCCAAUACACCCAGCCCAGAGGGCCAUUACCAGCCCUAUAACCAGUCCCAACCGUCCGCACCUGAAUCCGGCGAUCCUCGAUCCUUCCAACACUCCAACUCGCCUUCCUCGGGUCCCUCACGGUCGCAGUCCACAAGAUACUCGGUUUCUUCGAGUGCCUAUCAACACCUCAGCAGUCCCAGUUCGCAGGCGGGCGCCUCAGUCGACGACCUGCUCCAGCUCGACGCCCACCGGCUUCAGGAGCAGCAGUACCAGCAUCAACAGCGGGCACAUGAGCAGCAGCAGUACGAACAACAGCAACAGGCUCUGCACCAGCAGCAGCGAACGGAUAGCCAGCGAUACGACCAUCAGCGGUACACGCAGCCCGCCCCGCAACCGCCUGCCGAACACAAGAAAAGCAAAUCCAUCUUUGAUCGUAUGCGCUCUGGUCGAGAAAACCGGCUAUCACAAGAAUUAAACAAGCCGCCUCCCGCCUCUUAUAACAACUCCAACUCGAGUAGUAGUGGCCUCGUCCGUCGACUCUCCAAACGCCAAGAGAAUCCUCCGCCCAUACGUACGGUACAGCAGAACAGCUCUCUGGACCAUCGCCUCUCCUCGGCGCGGAAUUCACGAUCACAUCUACCCUCACCUCAAGAGUUCAGUGGGAACAACGGCAGUGACUUGGAUCCACACCUGAUCCGCGAGACCGACCAGCAAACCUCCCACAGCGCGACACAAGAGCUAGGCCAGCACCAGAUCAUACGAGCUGUGGAGAGUGAAGGAGAGCCAAACGUGUAUCCUGUAAGCGAAGACGGUCACCAUCAAUAUCAAUCACUUACCCAGCCACAGCAAACAGCCUACCCAGGUCAACAUCAACCUGAUUCGGGUACACAGGGUCACUACGAAAUACAAAAUCACGGGCACCCCCAACAUCACUUUAGUCUUCAACCAGGGUUUAUUUCUCACGAUCCUUUUCGCCAACAGAACUCAGAAACAGUAUCCCAGCUGUCCUACGACUCGCCAGUCGAACAAAGAGACGACCAGCAACGACCUCCCUCAGUACAAUCGAACGGUCAAUCUCCUACUAGUUUCGGACCCUCACGUGUACCGCAGUACCCCGAUCGCACAACCUCAAUUCAAGGCACACGCCCAUUAUCUCAAGCAACUGUGAUGGCCCCAACUUCUGGAGCGUCGCAUCAGAAUCGCAGAUCUGCAGACCCAAAAUCUAUUCAAGUCCCCCAAGGACAAGGCGAAACGAGGGAUGCACCGCCAACUUAUACAAGAGGUCAAAACUACCCUAGCAAUCAGCCUCCUACCCCAGGUCUAGGGCCUCCAUCAAGCUCUCAAGGUCCAAAUUAUAGAGGGGGACCCCCUCAAAGGGAUCAGUAUGGCACUGCUACACCUAGCGGAGAGCAAGGUCGAAGUACCCCGCCUCCACAGCCAGGGCCAGAUGUUGCAGACGCAUAUAAGGAAUUACGUAAGUUGCAAUAUUGAAUGUCCAUUUGGCAUAGUCUAAUCAUUUUGCAGAAAUCAAAUACAAGAAAGUAAAAGGUUUAUAUUUCGACAAGACAGCACAGGUAGAGCAGUUGCAAAAUACACUAGCCAAUCAACGUCUCUCGCAAUCACGAACCUCCCUGGAUGAUAGUGAAUACAUGACCCGAUUUCAACGCCUUGAUGGAGCUACGACAAAUCUAGCAUUCAAUAUCCGGAAAGAUUGGAGAUCUGUGCCGCCAUGGUUGUCACAAUACGUCAAUCAGGAUGCGAUGAAAAUUGGCAAACAGGAGAUGACGGCUGUUGGUAGAGCCUGCAUAACAAAAUUUCUUGUGGAUGAUGUUUUCAAUCGAACAUUUCAUCCUGGUCUCGAGACUGGGUUGAGCCUCAAUUUGAGGACCAUUGAACAGAAUAUCCGAAGAUUCUCACCAGCCCUCAAUAACCAAGAAGAAUCAGAUGCAUUAACUUCAAAGGUUGUACAAUGGAGGCUCGCAACUCUUGAAGGCUUGCGAGAUGUCCUUAGCUCUCCCGAGAGUGAGGAUCAUCGUAGGGACUUUUCCCGGGCUGCUACAACGAGAUUGACAGCUUCUUUGAUCAACUAUCUACAGGAGCCCAUACCUGCAGGACUUGAAGACAGUGCUGCUAUGAUCGUUGAAUUGGCUGUUAGUAUAGCUGCGAACUUACCGCUAGAAAGCAGGGAUCUGUCUAUAAGCUACCCAAUGCCCGGUGAUCUGCUUCAAACGUUCUUGAUGAAGGUUGAAACUGGUAUUCCACCUCUCGACCACCCAGGCGCCGACACAAAUAGCGAGAUUGACGCUUCAAGUACGGGAAGUGGAGACCGAGAUGAAAAAGAGUCAGAUGGUGGAAAAAGAAAAGAGAAAAAGGGCGGAAUGUUGCAAGCUAUGAUGGGAGGAUCUUCCAGCGGAUCUAGUGGAAAGAAACCAAGCAUCAGCUCGCAAGGUGGUAUUGAGGGCCCUAGCGAGAGCAAGAGUAAGGUUUCUAGCGAAGAUGGAACGCAGAAGGUUCGGUUUUCCGGUUUUGUGGGACUUGAGGUUAGGGGACGGCAGGUUCUAGGUAAAGCGCCAGUUUGGACAGUUGGAUAGGUGGGAUAGAUAAUGAGGGAUGGCAAUCUUUUUUGGGUUUGGGAUUUUGGAAAGAGGGGGAAAAUGGAAAGAAUGGAGAUUUUUGUUCUGGUUGAUCUCGGCCAUUGAUGGGAAAUACUGGCAUGUAUGCUGGCCGAGAGCUUUCAGGGGUCUCCGAAAUUCUACUUCAACAGGGCGAAUCCUUGUGGUAGAAAGACUAUGGUCAUUUAUGAAAAGGGAGGGGGUUGGGUUGGAAGGAAUAUGGAUUGAGAUGAGAGACCGAUAGAAAGAUUCUAUCCUUUUCUGAUUCGAUAUCACGUGUCUAUGAGGUUAUGAAAUUCUUCAGAGAUACUAUCAAUUCGAAAUCUUUCUUACCCAUUUGACUCUUUUGUUUUUCCACUUA
Molecule: messenger RNA, 3521 nt
Organism: Hymenoscyphus albidus
Lineage: Eukaryota; Fungi; Ascomycota; Leotiomycetes; Helotiales; Helotiaceae
Source: the annotation of a GenBank genome assembly